Olea europaea var. sylvestris is the source of this 1578-nucleotide messenger RNA. RefSeq names its product protein kinase dsk1-like. The coding region runs from base 20 to 1252 and encodes 410 amino acids. Gene Ontology annotation, biological process: protein phosphorylation; spliceosomal complex assembly; regulation of mRNA processing. The transcript is spliced from 3 exons. Lineage: Eukaryota; Viridiplantae; Streptophyta; Magnoliopsida; Lamiales; Oleaceae. The record is from RefSeq and is a predicted model, not a curated record. Gene Ontology annotation, molecular function: protein kinase activity; ATP binding.
AAAUGGGCAGCAUGUUUGUAUGGUUUUUGAAUACUUGGGUGACAAUCUUUUGACCCUAAUUAAAUAUUCGGACUACAAGGGAAUUCCUCUUCAUAUGGUUAAAGAAAUUUGCUUCCAUAUUUUAGUGGGAUUGGAUUAUUUGCACCGGCAUCUAUCAAUCAUACAUACAGACUUGAAACCGGAGAACAUUUUGCUUCUUUCGACGAUUGAUCCAGCUAAAGAUCCGACAAAGUCAGGUGCAACUCUUGUUAAGCCAUUCAGUAAAAGCAAGAUCCUGUCCGAGUCUGGGACUUCUAAAGAUGCAAAGAGCUCAAAUGGCGACCUGACCAAGAAUCAGAAAAAGAAAAUCCGAAAAAAGGUUAAGCGAGCAGCCCAAAAGUGUGUGGGGAAGGAAGCUUCUGAGGAUGCUGAGCCAGAUAAUGAGGCUAGUAGUCCCGAAGAUUCUCAUAAUGAUGAUAAAUUCAAUUGUAAGUCCAUUGAAGAACAGACCAAUAUGAAUGGAGUGAAGGAUGCACGUGAAGGAACUAAACUUAAUAGGAGAGGCACCCAUUCAACAAGGCAGAAGCUAUUGGCUGAGGUUGACCUAAAUUGCAAAUUGGUUGAUUUUGGAAAUGCUUGUUGGACGUAUAAACAAUUCACUAGUGAUAUUCAGACAAGACAGUAUAGAUGUCCAGAGGUUAUACUAGGAUCCAAGUACUCAACAUCAGCUGAUAUGUGGUCAUUUGCUUGCAUUUGCUUCGAGCUGGCCACCGGUGACGUACUUUUUGAUCCUCACAGUGGUGACAACUAUGAAAGAGAUGAGGAUCAUUUGGCCCUGAUGAUGGAGCUUCUUGGGAUGAUGCCACGGAAGGUUGCCUUAGGUGGGCGCUAUUCCCGAGAAUUAUUUAAUAGAUAUGGAGAUCUGAGACAUAUUCGACGAUUAAAAUUUUGGCCUCUGAAUAAGGUGCUUAGGGAGAAAUAUGAGUUUUGUGAGCAAGAUGCGGAUGACAUGGCGGAUUUCCUGGUGCAGAUACUCGAUUUUGUGCCAGAGAAAAGGCCAACAGCAGCACAAUGUCUUAAUCACCCAUGGAUCAGUGCAGGCCCUAAGAGACUCACCCCUUCUAUCUCUGCAAUGGAAAACGGUUGUGUAGAUAAGGAGGAAAAGGGGGAGAGGGAGGCUGUGGAGGUUGGAGUAGGAAACAUUGCUAUUGAUGGAGCGCCAAAACCAGUUAAAGAUUCUCUGCCCACUGUAAACCCUCCAAAGCAGUCAUAGUCAAUCUUGUGUUGUCUUCAAAUGUGUUCGACCCUUUUCCUCUUCAAAAAAUUCCGCCAUUCUCACUUAUUUCUGUUCCCCCCUUUACGUUCAAGGAAUUUCCAAUUCUUUAGUAAAGUGCUUAGGAGAAUGGAGAACUGGAAGAAUUUAUGUCACUUCUUGUUCUCAAUAGAAUGCAUUGAUGUAUCUCUGUACAAUGUUUAUCGUCUGUUCUUGGGGCAUAUGUUUCAGAUUUUGCCGGUUAUGAUUUAUUGAACCUCCAAUUGUUUAUUGGUGCUUUGUAACAGAACUUUAUAGCAGUAUAAUUAGAGAAACUUGAUGUUGCU